AUUUAUUGAAUUCAGUCAUAACGUGUAUUUGGUUGACAGUGGUAAUAAUAAAAUAAAUCAAGUUCUAUUUAUUUAUAUUAAUCUACCAUUAAUUUGUAUUAUUUGAACAUAUUAUUUUUUUUAAUACAAAGUACCGAUACUGAAGAUUAGCAACCAUAGUAUCGAAAGUGAAUACUAUAAUUUACAAAGUUUGAAAUCGUAUACAAAUUGUUGAGCAAACUCGAUUUGAUUUUACCCCGUCAAUAAUUAAAGCGGCAUUCAACAAGUUUUAGAAACCCACAUGUUUACAUUGAUGCAAAGCAAUUUGAGCCGCAUGCGAAGGCAGAAAAUUAAGUCUGGAGUAUUAACAUUCUAAUAUAUACACACUUGCAUAUAUAGUUAAACACGUGUAUACACAUGUUUACAUACGUAACUUUUGUUGGCGAGCGUGUUUGAUAGGAUAUAGGGUUGCCGAGUGCUGACGAAAGUAGUAGAUAAGCGACGACGCUUUUUUUUUGUUAGCUAAUGUAGGCCGGUCAUUGUACAUACAUACAUAUGUAUGCAUGUGGCAGUUAGCCAUCACUGAUAACUUUAGGUUCAAAUCAGAGGUCAAUUACAGUAAUCUCAAUUAUCUCCCAUUAGCCGGAAAGCAACGAACUGCUUAUCGGUACCUAAUGCAAUGAUGGGUGUUAAAAGCAGGUCAUUGUUUGCAACAAUUUAAAAUAACAAUUGAAAUUCAACUGUGUUCGCAAACGGUACUGAUUCUCUACCACAUAUCCUCCAUAAAUAUAUAUUUAUAUAUAUACUUAACUAAGGAAAAUGGCAGCGAAACGUAUAGCUCUUCUGAGUGUGUCCGACAAAACCGGUCUGAUCGAUUUGGGUCAAAGCCUUGCCGCGCUUGGUUUUCGCCUGGUAGCUAGUGGUGGCACUGCCACAGCGUUGCGUAAUGUUGGUCUUGCUGUGGAUGAUGUCUCCGACAUAACCGGCGCACCAGAAAUGCUUGGUGGUCGUGUUAAGACCCUGCAUCCAGCCGUGCAUGCUGGCAUACUGUCACGCACCACUGAAAGCGAUCUUGCUGAUAUGAAGCAGCAAAACUUCGACUUAGUCAGCUUGGUUGUGUGCAAUCUAUAUCCAUUUGUGAACACUGUAUCCAAACCUGAUGUGACCGUGGCCGAUGCUGUUGAGAAUAUUGAUAUUGGCGGGGUCACUCUGCUACGUGCGGCAGCUAAAAAUCAUGCACGUGUCACGGUUAUAUGCGAGGCCAACGAUUAUGUCAAAGUGCUCAGCGAAAUCAAAGAGCAUGGCGAUACUACUUUGGACACUAGAAAAGUUUUGGCGCUCAAAGCCUUCACACACACUGCCACUUACGACGAUGCAAUUUCCGAUUAUUUCCGCAAGCAAUAUUCGUCAGGCGGGUCCCAGCUUAACUUACGUUAUGGCAUGAACCCACACCAAAAACCCGCGCAGCUCUUCACACAACUCGAAUCGCUUCCUCUUAAGGUGAUCAACGCUUCGCCGGGAUUUAUUAAUUUGUGUGAUGCGCUUAAUGGAUGGCAACUUGUGCGCGAAUUGAAGCGUGCACUAAAUUUGCCCGCCGCGACCAGUUUCAAGCACGUCUCACCGGCUGGCGCAGCUGUUGGCACACCAUUGAGUCGUGAGCAAGCCAAGUUAUGCAUGGUAGAGGAUUUGUAUGACAGCUUGACACCGUUGGCCACCGCAUAUGCACGGGCACGUGGUGCCGAUCGCAUGUCCUCAUUCGGUGACUUUGUUGCGCUUUCCGACGUUUGCGACGUGGUGACUGCAAGAAUAAUUUCACGAGAGGUGUCAGAUGGUAUUAUUGCGCCUGGUUAUGAGCCCGCCGCAUUGGAGAUUUUGCAGAAGAAAAAGAACGGCGCCUACUGCAUACUACAGAUGGAUCCCAAUUAUGAGCCAAGUCUACUGGAACGCAAGACCAUAUUCGGUUUAACUCUAGAACAGAAACGCAAUGAUGCCGUUAUCGAUGCCUCAUUGUUCGCCAAUGUCGUCACGAAGAACAACACUCUACCAGCGAAUGCCAUACGCGACUUAAUUGUGGCAACCAUAGCGCUGAAGUUCACUCAAAGUAAUUCCGUGUGCUAUGCACGCGAUGGCCAAGUCAUUGGCAUUGGCGCCGGUCAACAGUCGCGCAUACACUGCACACGUUUGGCUGGUGAAAAGGCCGAUAAUUGGUGGCUGCGCCAGCACCCACGUGUUGCCGGCAUGAAAUUCAAGGCGGGCGUUAAGCGUGCGGAAAUCUCGAAUGCCAUCGAUAACUACGUGAACGGUACUGUGGGCAAGGACAUGCCGCUCAGUCAAUUCCAGGCAAUGUUUGAGGAGGUACCUUCACAGUUGAGCGCGCAAGAAAAGGCGGAUUGGCUUAAGCAAUUGGAUGGCGUUUCUUUGGGCUCUGAUGCCUUCUUUCCAUUCCGUGACAACAUCGAUCGCGCUAGAUUGAGUGGUGUAUCAUUCAUCGGCAGUCCGUCGGGUUCCACCAAUGAUGCUGGCGUCAUCGAGGCCUGCAAUGAACACGGCAUCGUGCUGGCUCACACAAACUUGCGUCUCUUCCAUCAUUGAUAAGAAAUACUACAUUUUAUUCAGCAAGCAAAGCAUAAUCCUCUUAGUAACAAUAAGCAAUAGAAAUAUAUACAAAUAUACAUACAUGCACACUUUUCUAAUCCA
Messenger RNA from Bactrocera oleae (olive fruit fly), 2676 nucleotides. The record is from RefSeq and is a predicted model, not a curated record. NCBI's taxonomy places the organism in Eukaryota, Metazoa, Arthropoda, Insecta, Diptera, Tephritidae.